AUGGCCCCAGAUGCGCGAAGCCACAGCACUAGGUCUCUGCGCUCUGGAAAAAAGAACACGAGGACUAAGUAUCUCAACGAUCUGCCACCCGAAACUGUACAAGCCAUAGCUCGACUCGCAAGCGAUGCUAAAGACAAUGAAGCCCUUGCUCCUCGGCGUCAAAAGACCCCCAAGGGUUCGCCAAAGCGUGGUUCGCCUGUGAUUAAGAACAAGGCCACAAAAUGCGAUAAAAGACUUCAACCACUCAAGACAACUGGUCCCAAAUCGACACCAUCUGAAUCCCCUCUCACUAGAGUCGGCACAAUCAAGGCCAAGAUUGCUACCGAGCAUGCGUACACCAAGAUACUCACCGAAGAGCGACGGAGUCUGUGGGAUGAAAUGGAGUCACAUGAGGCUCUCAUUCGGGAACACCAAAUCAAAAUUGCUGAUGGUGAGGAGGAGGAUGACUUGAUCAAUAAGAGACUUCAAGUCUGUGAGAUGCUAGAGAACAAACUUGGCGAUAUAUGCAAGCGCCUAUGGACUCUCGGGGGACAGUUGGAUGAGAGCGCGGCCAAAGCUACAGAAUACUUGACUGAGCUGGUACAAGAUGAGAAGUAA
Fusarium poae is the source of this 597-nucleotide messenger RNA. RefSeq lists its product as uncharacterized. The transcript has 3 exons. Lineage: Eukaryota; Fungi; Ascomycota; Sordariomycetes; Hypocreales; Nectriaceae. Bases 1 to 597 code for a protein of 198 amino acids. The record is from RefSeq and is a predicted model, not a curated record.